Messenger RNA from Dictyostelium purpureum, 1337 nucleotides. RefSeq lists its product as uncharacterized. Bases 18 to 1337 code for a protein of 439 amino acids. The record is from RefSeq and is a predicted model, not a curated record. Lineage: Eukaryota; Evosea; Eumycetozoa; Dictyosteliales; Dictyosteliaceae. The transcript has 2 exons.
AAAAUUAUACAAUACAAAUGUUAUUUGAAAAUAAUAAUAAUAAUAAUAAUAACAAUAAUAAUAACAAUAAUAAUAGUAAUAAUGGUAAUGGGGGUAGUUUAAAUAAUAAUAAUGGUAAUAUUAAUGAGCUCUUACCACCUAUAAUGGAAUCUUCAUAUGACAGUUAUUCAUCUUCACCUCCCCCUACAACUAAUGGUAAUUUUUCACCAUAUAGUGGAUCCCAAAUGCCAUAUAAUUUUGAUUCUACCAGUAAUAAUUUAAAAAAAAAAGAUGAAUCAUUAAAUUCAUUUUUCAGUUUUAAUAAUAAUAAUAAUAAUAAUAAUAAUAAUAAUAAUAAUAAUAAUAAUAAUAAUAAUAAUAAUAAUAAUAAUAAUAAUAAUACUAAUAGCAUAGAUUCCUCAAUAAAAAGAAGUAAAAGUACACCAUUUCUAAAUUUAAUGAACUCAUCAUCAGUCACCACAACAUUACCAUAUAAUAAUGGUAAUGUGAAUAGUAGUUCUCAAAGUGUAAAUAAUUGUAAUAAUAAUAGAAUCCCAAAUAGAGUUUUCCAAUAUUAUCUCCAACAACAACAACAGCUAUCAUCAUCACCAAAUCAAUCAUCCCAAACCCCACCAUUCUUAUCUCAAUAUAGCUUAUAUAGUAGCCAAAAUGGUAAUAACAAUAGUAAUAUCAAUAAUAAUGGCAAUACGAAUGGUACAAAUGGUACAAAUGGCACAAAUAGUACAAAUGGUUCAAAUGGUUCAAAUGGUUCAAAUACCAAUAAUACCAGUGGUAGUCAAAAUUUAAUAAUUUCACAACAACAAAAAGAAGAUUUUAUAAGUCAAAUUAAUUUUAUAUUAAAUGAAAUAGAAGUUUUAAAGAAAAAAGUAAGAGAUAUGGAAGAUGAACAAGGUAGAAAUGCAUGGGGAUUAAAAUAUGCUCGUAGAGUUUUAAUUACAUCAAAUUUUUUAUUAGGUAUUUGGGUUAGUAUAAGCAGAAUUUUAAUGUAUAUUGGAAAGCAGAAAAAAUCUAGACUACUUCAUGUUGUUGUACCAUCGUUAGGCCAACAAGAGACCAGAAACCAUAUAUCUUUAUUAUUAUUAGAAGCUAUAUCAAAUGCAGCAAGAAAAUCUUGGAUAUUUUUUAUUUCUUCAUUUUUAUUGACUAGAAACACUUCAUGGAAAAGACAGACCGGAUUAUCACUUUGUACCAUAUACUCAUUAUAUUUAGCCUUUUUCCCUCAAUAUCUACCAUGGACAAAUUAUUUCAAUAUUUUUGCAAGUUUACUUUAUAUAACAGCAGCUUGGUCUUCAGCAAAGCCAAAUUGUACUUUAAAAGAUAUUAUCAAUUUAUUAUAA